Molecule: messenger RNA, 600 nt
Organism: Nicotiana attenuata
Lineage: Eukaryota; Viridiplantae; Streptophyta; Magnoliopsida; Solanales; Solanaceae
Exons: 2
Coding region: 1-600 (199 amino acids)
Molecular function (GO): nucleic acid binding
Source: RefSeq, a predicted model, not a curated record
AUGGCUACAUUGGCUGAAUUCUGGUACAACAGUAACUAUCAUUCAUCCUUGAAAGUUACUCCCUUUAAGGUAAUGUAUGGGUAUGAUCCUCCACAGUUAUCAUUUGAAUUGGUUUCUCAAAACCCUAUAGCUUCCAUUAAUCAAGUUUUGAAGGAAAGACAAUUGAUGACCAAGAUUUUGAACGGUAACUUGGAGAAAGCUCAGAACAAGAUUAAAUUAUUAGACAAGAAAAGAACUGAAAGGGAGUUUGAGGCGGGAGAUUGGGUAUUCUUGAAGCUUCAACUAUAUAGGCAGACCUUAAUUGCAAUCGAAAAAAUGGCCUAUAAACUGGAAUUGCCUCCUACUGAUAACAUACAUCCACUGUUCUAUAUAUCUCAGCUCAAAAAGAAGAUAGGACCACAUGUAGUGCCUGCCAUUAACCCUCCAAUUUGCUCUCUUAAAGGACAACCAUUAGUGGAACCUAGAGUUGUACUUGAUAGAAGAAUGAUCAAGAAAUGGAACAAGGCUGCUACUCAAAUUUGGUUCAGUGGGCUAAUCUAUUGCCUGAAGAAGCCACUUGGGAAGAUUAUAACUUCAUCAAGUCCAGUUUCCAGAAUUUGA